Molecule: messenger RNA, 4027 nt
Organism: Paecilomyces variotii
Lineage: Eukaryota; Fungi; Ascomycota; Eurotiomycetes; Eurotiales; Thermoascaceae
Product: ubiquitin carboxyl-terminal hydrolase
Exons: 9
Coding region: 96-3575 (1159 amino acids)
Biological process (GO): regulation of protein stability; protein deubiquitination
Cellular component (GO): nucleus; cytosol
Molecular function (GO): cysteine-type deubiquitinase activity; protein binding; cysteine-type endopeptidase activity
Source: RefSeq, a predicted model, not a curated record
AGGCACUUCCCUUCAUGGACAACGUAAGAACCUCGACUCUUCUUUCUCUUGUGCCUGUGCUCGUGCUUUGAUGCACCCAACGCCAUAACGCAGCCAUGGCCUCCGAUCAUGGCCUUCCAGGCGCACAACUUGACCAGACCCUGGCUGACUUACAUAUCUCUCCGGAACAGCUCACGGAUAAUGACAUGCUCGUCGACGAAUAUGAGCAGUAUAAUAAUGACCGAACAGACGUCGUCGUCGUCUCCCGUUCGGGCUCCGAGGAGCCUGAACCGGAGCCUCUUGCGGAUGACUAUGAAGCCAUGAUGGCGCGACUGCUUCCCAAAGACCCCGACCUCGAGACACAGGACGAGGCAUACCAUACAUGGCACAUUCAAGAUUGGCGGAAGCUGAAACGGAAGGAGCAUGGUCCGAUCUUCCAGUGCGCAGGAUUCCCAUGGAGGAUUUUGUUCUUCCCUUACGGAAACCAUGUUGAACAUGCAUCUUUCUAUCUGGAGCAAGCGUGGGAGAAGGAUCCUCCGGAAAACUGGUACGCGUGUGUGCAGUUUGCCCUCGUGCUAUGGAAUGUGAACGAUCCUUCGAUAUACGUCUCGCAUGUCGCAACGCACCGAUAUAAUGCCGAGGAGGGAGAUUGGGGAUUUACGCGCUUUUAUGAACUCCGCAAACUUUUCAACACGCAGUGGGAAGGCCGGGGGGCCACGCUGGUACAAAAUGACGAGGCCAAUGUCACUGCUUACGUUCGGGUCGUCAAGGACCCCACGGGUGUUCUGUGGCACAGUUUCCAGAACUACGAUUCCAAGAAAGAAACCGGAAUGGUCGGACUGAGGAACCAGGGUGCUACGUGCUACCUUAACUCUCUCCUACAGUCUCUGUACUUCACCAAUGCUUUCCGGAAGGCCGUGUAUCAGAUUCCUACGGAACAGGAAGCGACGAGAGAAAACAGCGCGUGGACCUUGCAGCGUCUGUUCUAUAAUCUGCAGACGAGCGAUAAUCCAGUCUCGACCACAGAGCUCACAGCAUCAUUUGGUUGGGAAUCACGGCAGAUUUUCGAGCAACAAGAUGUACAGGAGCUCUCAAGAAAACUUAUGGAGAGGCUGGAGGAGAAGAUGAAGGGCACCCCUGUCGAAAGUGCGCUUCCGGAUCUGUUCGUCGGGAAGACCAAGACAUACAUAUCUUGCAUUAACGUCGAUUAUGAGUCUUCACGGGUGGAAGAUUUCUGGGACAUUCAACUCAACGUGAGAGGCAACAAGACGUUGGACGACAGUUUCCGAGACUACAUCCAGGUGGAGACUCUGGAAGGUGAGAACAAAUACGACGCUGGUCCGCCAUAUGGCCUUCAAGAUGCCAAGAAGGGUGUGAUUUUUGAAAGUUUCCCGCCUGUUCUGCACCUGCACUUGAAGCGAUUCGAGUACGAUAUCAACCGUGAUGCGAUGAUGAAAUUGAACGACAGACACGCCUUCCCAAUGGAAUUUGAUGCGACCCCGUAUCUCUCAGAGGACGCGGACAAGUCAGAGCCAUGGAUCUACCAAUUGCAUGGAGUGCUCGUGCAUAGCGGAGAUUUCAAUGCGGGUCACUACUACGCCUUCUUGAAACCGAACAAGGACGGUAAUUUCUUCCGGUUCGAUGAUGAUAAGGUAAUCCGUGCCACAGAGAAGGAAGUUCUUGAAGAGAACUACGGUGGCGAGUACGACCUGUCGAACGGUGCUGUCGGCGUUCGCCAACCCUAUGCCAGAGGACUGUCUACCAAACGGUCAAUGAAUGCCUAUAUGUUGGUAUAUAUCAGAAAAACGAGAGUGGAUGAUGUUCUCGUGAACAUUACGAAGGACGAUGUCCCUUCUCAUAUCGAGACGAAACUGGCUGAGGAACGCGCGGAGCUGGCCCGCAGGAAAAAGGAGAGAGAAGAGGCCCAUCUCUACAUCAACAUUGGUGUUCUGGAUGAAGAGUCAUUCAGGACUCAUCAUGGCUUUGACUUGACGAGCGUGGAUCUUCCGCCGGGCGAUCCAGCGCUACCAAAACAGUACCGAAUCCUGCGAGCAAAGAAAGUCGGGGAGUUUGCACAGCAACUAGCUGAGGAGAAAGGUCUCAAAGCCGACCAGAUCCGCUUCUGGGUGAUGGUCAACCGCCAGAACAAGACAACCCGUCCAGACCAGGUUAUCAAGGAUUCCGAAAUGACCGUCGAGGAUGCUUACAACAGAUAUGGCACAAAAGGAAACCCUUUCAGGCUUUGGAUGGAAGUUGGCGAGCCCUCUGCGGACGGCACAGUCGUCUGGCCAGACUUGAGCGCCUCAGUUCUCAUAUUCCUGAAGCAUUUCGAUGUUCCCAGCCAGACGUUGACCGGUGUUGGCUCGACCUACGUUCGCAAGAACCAGAAGGUCGGCGAUCUGGCUCCUGUCAUUUUGGAGAAGAUGAACUGGCCUGCGGGCACUGAAUUUUUGCUUUUUGAGGAGAUCAAGCAUACGAUGGUCGACCCGAUGAAGCCGAAGCAGACAUUCCAGCAGUCAGAGAUCCAAGACGGUGACAUCAUAUGUUUCCAGAAGUCAAUAAAGGAAUCCGAACUGCCUCCAACUGCCAUCUACACGGAGGCUCGGCAAUAUUACGAUUAUCUUCUCAACCGGAUGAACGUCAAAUUCGCCCCGAUCAAAGGAGGAGAAGGAGAGGAGUUCAGUCUCACUCUGAGCCGAAAGAUGACCUAUGACCAAUUCUCGAAGAAAGUUGGUGAACAUCUUAAUGUCGAUCCGACGCAUCUGCGCUUCGCGCCCGUCAUUGCAAGCACUGGAAAGCCGAAGCAAUUCAUCAAGCGGAGUGCCAACCAAACCCUGUACCAAAUUCUUAACGGCCAGUAUGGUACUUACGGGUACAGCAUGCAUCGGCCUGAUGCCUUGUAUUAUGAAGUCCUAGAGACCAGUCUGAGCGAAUACGAGACAAAGAAAGUUCUGAGGGUUUCCUGGCUUCCGGAAGGCAUCAGCAAAGAACAAACAUUUGAGCUACUGGUUCCUAGAAAUGGAAACAUCUCAGACCUGCUGGCCGCACUCCAGAAGAAGGCGGGUCUCGAUGAGGAGACUAUCCAGGACGUCCGAGUCUACGAGGCGCACAGUGGCAAGAUCUACAAGGAGCUCAGUGACAACUUCAGCAUCGCUGGCAUUAACGAGUUUGUGACAUUGUAUGCGGAGAAGGUUCCGGAAGAAGAGGCCAAUAUGCAGGAAGGCGAACGGACGAUCAAUGCAUUCAGCUUCGACCGCGAGCCCAACAAGACCCAUGGAAUUCCGUUCAAGUUUGUCGUGAAGCCUGUAAGUGCUGCUACAAAUUCCUGGCAAUGUACAGAUUCUCACACUUCGCAGGGAGAGAUCUUCAAGGAGACAAAAGAACGGCUCUCGAAACGGACAGGAAUCAAGGGCAAGCAGUUUGAAAAGAUCAAAUUUGCUGUUGUCGCUCGCACAAUGUAUUCGAACCCAAGGUAUUUGGAAGAUGACGACAUCCUCUCGGAUGUGGCUACCGAUCCCGACGAUCUUCUCGGUCUCGAUCAUGUAAAUAAAAACCGGAGCUUCUGGAACAGAGGUGAAUCUUUCUUCAUCCGAUAGAUGCUUUCUGGGACAUGGUGCCGUGGCGAGCAAGGGGGCUGUCUUUUGUUGCUUAUUGGCACACAUUCUACUGGAGUUAGACAGGUCAAAAUGUUAUAACGGUGGUGACCAGCUGAACGACGUGGACGGUCAUGAACAUGCCUCCCUAGCUAUUUGGUCACGGCAAAUGGAAAGACAUCAUAACGUCAUGGACAUUGGCAGUGGCAUAUUCUUGUCUAUUCUUUUUUCUUUCUUUCUUUCUUUCUUCCACUGUUUGUCUUUGGUCUCUUCAUCUGGGGGUGAGGUCAUUAUUGGUUCCGAAGUCGCGUCAGCGUCUCCAGCAAAUUAUGUAGAAGGUACUAGCACGGAAGCAAUGAAAUCUAAAAAUGGGUCAAAGUUAGAUUUGUCCUUUCUAUCUUUAUUACUUUUGCCCUCUUGUAACCAGCCAGUUAGUUAACUAGUUAAAUGCUUCG